AUGCGGGACUUGUUAAGCAUUUACUUUUACUUAUGUACUAAUAACUACUAUUGGGUGCAGUCGUGCCUAAGACAUGAAAAUCUUCACCGUGUUGAAAUUUAUUUCGAAACGCAGGCACAUUUAAUUGUCUUUACUUUUCCACGUUUUCCUCGUUUUCAUACUAGAUUGGUUUCCGUAGCUUAUAAAGACGAAAUAGUUCGUGUAGAACAAGGUGAAGAAUUCGUGGUUGAACGUAUUGUUAAUCAUCGCUUUCGUAAUGGACGAAAAGAAUAUUUACUCGCUUGGAAAGGUUAUUCCGAAGAAGAAAAUACUUGGGAACCUCAUCAAAACUUAGAUUGUCCGGAUUUGAUCGAAGAAUAUGAAAAUCGUCUAGUGCAAAAAUCUCGUUACAUCAAUGAACCUUCGACGUCACUCAAACGCAAAUCCUCUAUAGAUCAAACGCAAGUGCAAAACAAACGUGGUCGACCGCCGAAUGAUUCCUUAGCUCAUCGAAACUACUCCAAACAACAAACAUCGUCCGUACAAUCCGAAGAGCCAUCUGCGUUCGAUCGUGGUUUUGAAGCGGAAAAGAUUCUUGGUGCUACCGAUGCAACAGGUGAACUGAUGCUCUUAGUCCAAUGGAAAGGUACAGGUGAAGCAGAUCUUAUUCCUGCUCGUAUAUGUAAUAUAAAAUGUCCACAAGUUGUGAUAAAGUUUUACGAAGAUCGUUUAACAUGGAUCACAAGUCAACAGCAAACAACAAAUGACACGAAUAAUAAUAAUCAUAUCGUUAAUACGAUUCCAUCACCACAAACCAAUACAAAUCUUGUUGUCAAUGAUAAUAAUUCAACAACAUUGUGA
Molecule: messenger RNA, 840 nt
Organism: Adineta ricciae
Lineage: Eukaryota; Metazoa; Rotifera; Eurotatoria; Adinetida; Adinetidae
Source: the annotation of a GenBank genome assembly